AUGAAUUCAACGGAGAAUGAUAACAGAAAUACCCAGAAGUUUCAAAAAAACCUUAAUGAAACAUUAGAAGAAAAAGAAAAAUUAAAAAAUAUAUUAUCAUCAACGAAAACUGAAUGUAACUCAUUAAAAAGUCAAAUUGAAUCAGCAACAGAAGAAUUGAGAAAAGUUAAUAAAGAAAUUCAAGACAUACAAAUUAAGAAAAAGUUGUUAAUAAAAAAACAAGCUAUCAGACGACAAAGAGAACAAAAGGCACAAAAAGAUUUAUACUCACUAAUUUCAAAUAAACAAAAAAUUGAAGAUUCGAUAAAAGUUGAACGUGAAAAUUCUUUGAAUGAAAGAAUUCAUCAACUACAGGAAUGUAUUAAAUAUUCAGAAGACCAUUGGAUUUUUCGAUAUUUUAAUGAUAGAAAUUUUGAAGAUGAUCCACAAAAAGAAGAAAUUGAAGGAAAUGAAAUCGUUUUCAUUGAAAAUAAACAAAUUUAA
This is a messenger RNA of Schistosoma intercalatum, 483 nucleotides long. The record is from the annotation of a GenBank genome assembly. NCBI's taxonomy places the organism in Eukaryota, Metazoa, Platyhelminthes, Trematoda, Strigeidida, Schistosomatidae.